GACAGCAUCCGGUUACUGGUCCUUCGUGGAGUGGAGGCACGAGGUACCCGGACGGCGCCGCGGCUGCUGAUUCAUCACCCAGACAACCUCGGAGGCCACCGCGAGGGCUGCUGGCCACCUUCAGACGCUUGCCUCUAGUGGGGAGCCUCGCCCUCAGGAGGUGAGGACCCCUCCCUUCUCUGGCGGCCAAGCAUCUUAGGGCGGUGGCCUGAGGACAGAGAGGGGCGUGCCCCCCGCGGGUGAAGACAGCAUGCCGGUGUAAUACCCAUGCCUCCAGUCUCAACAGCGCUGACCUCGCCCGCCCCGCUGCGCUUGGCUUCCGAGCCUUGACUAUUAUUCUUCGCUGGUCCCGAGCGGCUCUGGCCGCGGGCGCGGCGAUGGAGGAGGAGCUGAAGUGCCCGGUGUGCGGAUCCCUGUUCCGGGAACCUAUCAUCCUGCCCUGCUCUCACAAUGUCUGCUUGCCUUGCGCCCGCACCAUCGCGGUUCAGACCCCAGACGGCGAGCAGCACCUGCCCCCACCACUCCUUCUUUCGCGGGGUGCUGCUGCCGCCGCGCCCCCUCCGGAUCAGGACGCAGCCGCCGGCGCGACUUGCGGAGGCGCCGGAGCUACCACAGCUGGAGGCCUAGGCGGCGGGGCGGCCGGUGGCGGUGGCGGGGACCACGCGGACAAGCUGAGCUUGUACAGCGAGACUGACAGCGGCUAUGGCUCCUACACCCCUAGUCUCAAGUCUCCCAAUGGAGUCCGCGUGCUGCCCAUGGUGCCUGCACCCCCGGGCUCUUCUGCUGCCGCGGCCCGGGGCGCCGCCUGUUCCUCACUCUGUUCAUCUUCCAGCUCCAUCACCUGCCCGCAGUGCCACCGCAGCGCCUCUCUGGAUCACCGCGGCCUGCGAGGCUUCCAGCGCAACCGCCUGCUGGAGGGCAUCGUGCAGAGGUACCAGCAGGGCCGUGGGGUUGCUGCAGGGACGUCUGCAGCCCCGGCGGUGGCCAUCUGCCAGCUGUGCGACCGCACCCCACCGGAGCCGGCAGCCACUCUCUGCGAGCAAUGCGAUGUGCUCUACUGCGCCACCUGCCAGCUCAAGUGCCACCCGUCCCGGGGCCCCUUCGCUAAGCAUAGGCUAGUUCAGCCGCCGCCGCCGCCAACACCCCCAGAGGCUACUCUUGCUUCAGGCGGCCCGUCCACCGCGUCCAGUGCAGGAGGUAGCAGGAGCCCAGGGGGUUCGGGGUCCAGCGCUCCGCGAAAGUUCCCCACAUGCCCCGAUCACGAAACGGAGAACUACAGCAUGUACUGCGUGAGCUGCCGGAGCCCCGUGUGCUACCUGUGCUUGGAGGAAGACAGGCACAGCAAGCACGAGGUGAAGCCGCUGGGAGCAACGUGGAAGCAGCACAAGGCCCAGCUGUCUCAGGCCUUAAAUGGGGUUUCAGAUAAGGCCAAAGAGGCGAAGGAGUUCCUGGUUCAGCUCAAGAAUAUACUGCAGCAGAUCCAGGAAAACGGAUUGGACUAUGAAGCUUGCCUGGUGGCACAGUGUGAUGCCCUGGUGGAGGCACUGACUCGGCAGAAAGCAAAGCUGCUCACCAAGGUGACCAAAGAGAGAGAACACAAGCUGAAGAUGGUUUGGGACCAGAUCAACCACUGCACACUAAAGCUGCGCCAGUCCACGGGCCUCAUGGAGUACUGCCUGGAGGUGAUCAAAGAGGACAACCCCUCUGGGUUCCUGCAGAUCUCAGAUGCCCUGAUCAAGCGUGUGCAGGUGUCUCAGGAGCAGUGGGUCAAAGGUGCCUUGGAGCCCAAAGUCUCUGCGGAGUUUGACCUGACUCUGGACAGUGAACCCCUGCUGCAGGCCGUCCACCAGCUGGAUUUCGUCCAGAUGAAAUUGCCACCUGUACCCCUGCUGCAGCUGGAAAAGUGUUGUACCCGCAAUAACAGCGUCACCCUGGCCUGGAGGACACCGCCCUUCACCCACAGCCCCGCCGACGGCUAUAUCCUGGAACUGGACGAUGGCGAUGGGGGGCAGUUCCGGGAGGUGUAUGUUGGCAAGGAGACGCUGUGCACCAUUGAUGGGCUUCACUUCAAUAGCACCUACAAUGCCAGGGUCAAAGCCUUCAACUCCUCCGGUGUCGGGCCCUACAGCAAGACCGUGGUGCUGCAGACCUCUGACGUGGCCUGGUUCACGUUUGACCCCAACUCUGGCCACCGGGACAUCAUCUUAUCUAAUGACAACCAGACAGCCACCUGCAGCAGCUAUGAUGACCGGGUGGUGCUGGGCACAGCUGCGUUCUCCAAAGGUGCGCACUACUGGGAGCUGCACGUGGACCGGUAUGACAACCACCCGGACCCUGCCUUUGGGGUGGCCAGGGCCAGUGUGGUCAAGGACAUGAUGCUGGGCAAGGACGACAAGGCGUGGGCCAUGUACGUGGACAAUAACCGCAGCUGGUUCAUGCACUGCAACUCCCACACCAACAGGACUGAAGGCGGCGUGUGCAAGGGGGCUACUGUGGGCGUGCUGCUGGACCUGAAUAGACACACACUCACCUUUUUCAUCAACGGGCAGCAGCAAGGCCCCACAGCCUUUAGCCACGUGGAUGGUGUCUUUAUGCCUGCCCUCAGCCUCAACCGAAAUGUGCAGGUCACCCUGCACACAGGACUAGAGGUGCCAACAAACCUAGGACGGCCAAAGCUGUCAGGCAACUAGCCUGGUGGCUCCUGCAACCUAGCUGGCUGUGACGGAGGCCCCCACGGAGGACAAGGGCAAAACAGAAAGUUCUGGGUGCCAGCAGUCAGUGAACAUCGGAAGAUGCU
This is a messenger RNA of Acomys russatus (golden spiny mouse), 2797 nucleotides long. RefSeq names its product tripartite motif containing 67 (gene Trim67). Bases 378 to 2690 code for a protein of 770 amino acids. Gene Ontology annotation, molecular function: zinc ion binding; protein binding. The transcript has 10 exons. The record is from RefSeq and is a predicted model, not a curated record. Lineage: Eukaryota; Metazoa; Chordata; Mammalia; Rodentia; Muridae.